AUGAAGGGCCAGGUGGCAGCGGUGCGGGUGCUGCUGGACAGCGGCGCCGACAAGGACGCGGCCGACCAGGACGGCUGGAGGCCACUUCAUUGGGCGGCGGCGAAGGGCCAGGUAGGAGUGCUGACCACGCUGCUGAAGCGCAGCGCUGACAAGGAGGCGGCAGACGAGACUGGCCUAAGGCCGCUUCAUAUCGCUGCGGUCGGCGGUCACCUGGCAGCGGUGCGGGCGCUGCUGGACAGCGGCGCUGAAAAAGAUGCGGCGGACGGACGCGGCAGAAGGCCGCUCCAUCUCGCCGCGUUGACGGGCCAGGAGACAGCGGUGCGGGCGCUGCUGGACAGCGGCGCCGACAAGGAGGCGGCCGAGGAGCAAGGCGUCAGACCGCUCCAUCUCGCCGCGUUGACGGGCCAGGUGGCAGCGCUGCGGGCGCUGCUGGACAGCGGCGCUGACAAGGGGGCGGCCGACGGGUCUGGCGGGACGCCGCUUGAGUACGCGGCGAUGAGGGGCCAGGUUGAGGCGCUGCGGGCGCUGUUGGAGGGGGGAUGCCGGGCUACCGUGGCGGCGGACGGCGGCAGGGCGGUUGGCAUUGCUCUCAAAAAGGGCCAGCACGCCGCGGCGGAGCUGCUGAUGGCAGAGGGCGCGGCCACGGGCUACGGCAGCGCCGAGCAUUGGGCCGCCUUCGCGCAGUGGCAGCGGGGCCGGGUGGCGCAGCUGGUUGCGGAGAGGGAGGCGGCGGAGGCGGCGCGGGAGGCGGAGCGCGCGGAGCUGCGGGCCUUGUUCGUGGCCAUCGCCGCCGAGGCGCGCCGCCAGGCGGGGGCCGGCAGGCCCGCGAAGCGGCGGCGGCGUGCGGCGGCGCCGUAG
Messenger RNA from Monoraphidium neglectum, 858 nucleotides. RefSeq lists its product as hypothetical. The transcript has a single exon. Gene Ontology annotation, molecular function: protein binding. The record is from RefSeq and is a predicted model, not a curated record. NCBI's taxonomy places the organism in Eukaryota, Viridiplantae, Chlorophyta, Chlorophyceae, Sphaeropleales, Selenastraceae. Bases 1 to 858 code for a protein of 285 amino acids.